Molecule: messenger RNA, 1238 nt
Organism: Cannabis sativa
Lineage: Eukaryota; Viridiplantae; Streptophyta; Magnoliopsida; Rosales; Cannabaceae
Product: photosystem II D1 precursor processing protein PSB27-H2, chloroplastic
Exons: 5
Coding region: 117-1079 (320 amino acids)
Biological process (GO): photosystem II repair; photosystem II assembly; L-histidine biosynthetic process
Cellular component (GO): chloroplast thylakoid lumen; photosystem II
Molecular function (GO): imidazoleglycerol-phosphate dehydratase activity
Source: RefSeq, a predicted model, not a curated record
UUUUUGUUAGAAAAAGCCCAGACCCCAAAAUAAACUUGAGAGGGAAAGAGUUCACUUCACCCUCGGCCGUAUUCCUGAACUUGCUUCACUUUCAGUUGUCUUCUUCUCCUUCACUCAUGGACCUUUAUUUGGCCACAACUGCUCCUCUUCUCAGCUCUCCAACUCCAUCUCUGCCACUCCAUUCAUCCACACCUAGGGUUUCUUACAGGCCUCUCUCAUUUUUCACUUUCGGAAAACACUCGAAUUGGAGCAAGCUCACAUAUAUGGAUUCUCAAUUAACCCCUCGUGCCUCUCGAAACGAUGACAAUGGUUCUACUUUAAUCACUUCCCACAUUGAUUCCGGCUCAGAAACUCGAACUGGGGAAGUCAAAAUGGUGACUAAGGAGACCAAUGUUUCGGUCAAAAUAAACUUCCUUGAUCUAAUGCUAAUGUUAGAUCUUGCUGGAAAAAACUCUCAUCAUAUUAUUGAGGCAACCUUCAAAGUAUUUGCCAGGGCUAUUCGGCAAGCAACAGGUUCUUUUGCCAACAUGUCAGAUAAAUCAUGUCAUGUUGUAAUACCAUCACAAGAAGUUUCACUGAAUAGCCGAAGAGCUCUAGUGUGUGGUGUUGCUUCUGUCUUGGCCAUUAUAAACUUCAAUUGUGGCUCGGUUCCAUCAAUGGCAUGGGCUGAAGACAAGUCAACUGAGCAAGAAGAGGAAGAUAAUGCAGGGGUUAUAGGGGCCAUCAAAUCACUGUUUGAUCCAAAUGAGAAAACUAAGUCUGGAAAAGAGUUACCUAAGGGCUACCUGAAAUCAGCAAGAGAAGUGGUCAAAAAUCUCCGGGAGUCGCUGAAGGAAGAUCCUAAAGACAAUGCCAAGUUUAGACGUACUGCUGAUGCCGCCAAGGAAUCUAUUAGAGAGUAUUUGAGCAAUUGGAGGGGACAACAAGCUGUGGCUCAAGAGGAAUCUUAUGUUGUUCUUGAGAAAGCAAUCAGAUCGUUGGCGAGCUUUUACUCGAAGGCAGGCCCCUCAGCUGCCAUGCCAGAGGAUGUUAAAACUGAAAUAUUGAAUGAUCUAGAUACAGCGGAAGAGUCUUUAUAGCCAAUUAUAUAGCUGAAGUGAUUAAGAUUACUAAAGUGUAUGUAUCAGUAUUACUAAAAUUAUCCAAGCUCAAACAUUCCUAAUCAAACUUCUGUGUUGAACUAAAUCUUGUUGUGAAGCUAAGAAAUAAGAUAUUUAUUUUUCCUGGUGAAAUAAAAA